This is a messenger RNA of Coffea eugenioides, 1646 nucleotides long. RefSeq names its product ribonuclease P protein subunit p29. The record is from RefSeq and is a predicted model, not a curated record. Bases 415 to 1326 code for a protein of 303 amino acids. The transcript has 12 exons. Gene Ontology annotation, molecular function: ribonuclease P RNA binding. Lineage: Eukaryota; Viridiplantae; Streptophyta; Magnoliopsida; Gentianales; Rubiaceae. Gene Ontology annotation, cellular component: ribonuclease P complex; ribonuclease MRP complex. Gene Ontology annotation, biological process: tRNA 5'-leader removal; rRNA processing.
UAUCUCGAAACAAAAACCUUUUCUUUCCCUCUUCUGAAAAUCCCCUAUUCUUUCAAUUUCAGCUCUCUGCUUUCCCUUGACUUUGCUCUUGAUUUUUCGUCCAAGCAGAAGAGGAAACAAGAAAUAAGGGUUUUGUGCUAAGUUUACUUAGAUGAUCAAAAGACUUCAGUUUUAAGCUGAUCAGACAAUUUUUCCUACUUGAAAAGCAAGAAGAUAAGACAUCGGUGCUGUGGAAGGUCCCACAUCAUGCUCCUUUACAAUUAGUGCCUCUGGAUGUCUUGCACAAAAGCUAUAGGGCCAAUUUGGAUUUAGAAAGCUCAGGUCACCUUGCUUGAAUCAAAAGCGGUGUCGUUUAACCUGUAGAUUAAAAGUGGAAGAUUUUUGUACUUUGUUUGGGCUGUGUGUACAAUUCUGAUGGCAAGCAAUACAAGUUUGGACGAGCGAAGAAAACGGACUCUUGAUGCAUUGCAAAGAAGGUUUGCUCAAGAAGAAGCAGAGCAUGAACUUCAGCAAAAGAAGAGCAAGAAAAGGGUCCAGGAGGGAAAGGAUAAAAUCCCGUCUGGCAUUAGUCAUCCCUCUGCUGAUGCAUCGGCCAUUGCGGCUCCCUCGAGUUUGUCAGCUAAGAAAGGAAGCAUUUCUUUCUCGUCUCAUACAAGUAAAGAAGAAGCAAGUGAUCCGGCAUACUUUGGACUCUCCAAUAGCGUGCAAGAAAAUUUGCUUAGAGAUGGUGAUGAGAUUUCUGAUAAGCGCUCCAUAGUUGAUUAUCUAUUGCACGACCUUUUUCAACAUGGUGAUGCGGCUGACAAGUACAUGCAAGGAUCUAAAAGCAUAAAAAUUGACAAUUGGAUCCUUCUUGAUAACUUUGUCCAAAAAAGUGGAACAGCUGCUGCUGCACGAGUUCGUGCUCUACAAACACAUUCCAGAAGAUCUAAGAGGCACAUGUCUCUGAAGCAACACAAAAAGUGUGGUUCAUUUCAUUUGCCUCAACAGCUUCGCAACUUUGAACUCUUUAAGCCGAUGCAUGAAAUGUGGAAAAGCUAUAUAAGUCAGCUUCUGAAGCAUGUUGGGAAAAAUCAAUUGGCCCAAUGUCUCCUCAACGCGGAUUUACAUGGUUCUGUCAUUUUAGUUGUUGAAUGCAAAAUAGAAGCCUUACAUGGAGUUCAUGGUAUCAUGAUUUGCGAAACUGCUGAAACAUUUGGAAUAAUUACAGAAGAUAAUAAGUUUCAAGUUGUGCCCAAGAAGCUUUCUGUUUUCAUGCUUCAAGCUGAUAGUUGGAAAAUUACACUUCAUGGAGACAAACUUACUUCAAGACCUCUGGUCCCUUAAUUUGGUUACUCUUAAUUUGUUGUGGUAAGCUUCAUUUCCUGCAUUGAGUAUUAGAAGUUUGCUUCUGUUAUGUGGCCUUUGUUUCCAUUGAGGCUUCAGACUGUUUGGCUAUCAGGACGUGCAGUGUGUGGCGUUAAUAUUUAUUACUAUAAUUGUUCUUUUUUCGUAAAUGGUGAAAGGGGUUGUCCAGAUGUGUUUUUGGGCGGGGGAAGGGGGAGGGUUCUCAUGUUAUACAUUCUUAGACUGUUGGAGCACAGUGCAUUCGUGAUUUAUGGCUUAUGCAUGUUGUAACUUGAUGUAUCACUGAGAUGGUUUCUUUG